This is a messenger RNA of Quercus lobata, 750 nucleotides long. Its product is annotated as serine/threonine-protein phosphatase 7 long form homolog. The transcript is spliced from 4 exons. The record is from RefSeq and is a predicted model, not a curated record. Gene Ontology annotation, biological process: meristem development; meristem maintenance. Bases 1 to 750 code for a protein of 249 amino acids. NCBI's taxonomy places the organism in Eukaryota, Viridiplantae, Streptophyta, Magnoliopsida, Fagales, Fagaceae.
AUGACAAUCACCCUACAAGAUGUGGAGGUAAUUUUCGGACUUCCCAUAGAUGGUGACGUCUUGGUUGGGCCGACUGCUGUGGUGGAUGAUGGGGGUUGGAGGCAAUUGUGUACGGAGUUGCUGGGUUUUAGUCCGCCGAAUGACAAUAAAACAUUGGUGGGGCAAAGAAUUCUCAUCAGCCGACUUGUUGAGGCCGUUGCAGCGCCAUUGCCACAUGACGCAACGGAGAUGCAGAUACACCGGUAUACCCGGUGCUAUAUUUUAGCGCUAAUAGGGGACAAACUUUUCAUGGACAAGUCAGGAGAUAGGGUGCAUUUGAUGUUCCUGGACUUCAUGUGUAACCUUCGUGAUCCGCCACAAUAUAGUUGGGGUAGUGGUUGCCUGGCCUGGUUAUAUAGGGAGUUGUGUCAGGCAAGCGAGAAAGGGGCAUCGCAGAUUGGUGGGGCGUGCACCUUGGUCCAGUAUUGGGCAUGGGCAAGGUUGCCAUUCUUGUGCCCGAGGAUAGAGCCCCCACCUGGAUGUGAUUAUGGCCCAUGGCCAUAUGCUCCACUUGCAUUUAAGUGGGUGCGGGUGCCAAGCCCGAAGAGUAGGCCAUCCGGCAUGGCCUUGGUCCACUAUCGCGAGCUAUUAGUUACAAUGCAGCCAGAGCAGAUUGUGUGGCAGCCAUACGAGGCACACUUCGGCCACCUUCCUGAGUUCUGCGUUGCAGGGAGGGAUACGUGGACAGCAAGGGUGCCGCUUGCUGCAUAA